Penicilliopsis zonata CBS 506.65 is the source of this 1122-nucleotide messenger RNA. RefSeq lists its product as hypothetical. Gene Ontology annotation, cellular component: cytoplasm; nucleus. The transcript has 2 exons. Lineage: Eukaryota; Fungi; Ascomycota; Eurotiomycetes; Eurotiales; Aspergillaceae. The record is from RefSeq and is a predicted model, not a curated record. Bases 1 to 1122 code for a protein of 373 amino acids.
AUGUUCCGCCGACUACUCAAGAUGGCUGAAGAAAGUGCAGCGAAGAAGCUCAAGAUGUCUUCUCCUUUGAUCGGCACGCAUAACGGCCACUUCCAUGCCGAUGAAGCUCUCGCCGUCUACCUACUCCGCCUUCUGCCUCUAUAUUCCUCUUCACAGCUCGUCCGCACCAGAGACCCGGCGGUUCUGGCAACAUGCCAUACCGUUGUCGAUGUUGGUGGGGAAUACGAGGCAGGGAGCAACCGCUACGACCAUCACCAAAGGACGUUUUCGACGACGUUUCCGGGACAUGAAACCAAGCUGUCCUCCGCCGGGCUGGUCUACAUGCACUUUGGGCGAGCUAUUAUCGCGCAGCACACGUCGUUGCCGCUAGAUGACCCUAAUGUCACUCUACUGUACGAGAAGCUCUACACCGACUUCAUCGAGGCCAUCGACGCCAAUGACAACGGUGUUUCUGUCUACGACCCUGCAGCCUUGGGGGCUGCCAAUCUUUCGAAACGAUUCAAGGAUGGUGGAAUCACCAUCGCUUCCGUGGUCGGCGACAUGAAUCAUUCGGACCCGACCAAUCCCACCGGCCAGCCGCAGGAUGAGGAUACUCUCUUCGCUGCAGCCAGCAGAUUUAUUGGCGAAGUCUUCCUCCGCAAACUGCACCUAGCCAGCUCAAACUGGCUGCCUGCACGGACCACCGUCGGCGCUGCCUACCAAUCCCGGGCGGAGGUCCAUUCAUCCGGCCGGAUUAUCGUCCUGCCCCAGGGCGGUGUCCCCUGGAAGGAACAUCUUUACAACUUUGAGAUGGAGGCCUCGCCUGCGGGAAGCAGCGAGAUUGAUCCUCUCCAGAAGGUCUACUACGUGCUGUACCCGGAGAGUGCCGCCGAAGGGGCGAAAUGGCGUGUGCAGUGCGUCUCCCUCUCUGAAGGGAGCUUCGAGUCGCGGAAACCCUUGCCUGAGACAUGGCGUGGUGUGCGGGACACGGACCUGGAUGCUCUCAUGACUACAGAGGCCGAACAGGCGGGCAAGUCCAAGAUUCCGGAGGGGGCAGUCUUUGUGCACGCCAGUGGUUUCAUCGGCGGCCACAAGACAAAAGAAGGAGCCCUGGCCAUGGCCGUUAGAAGUCUGGAAUUAUGA